AUGAAGUCUUCUUGUAAACCCAGCGGUCCUCCUCAGGCCGGAGCUCGCGCCUCGCCUCCGUGCGCAGGCGCAGCCGAGAGCGCGGGGCCCGGGCGGCUGGAGAGCGCGGCGCGCAGGCGCCUGGCGGCCAAUGCCCGAGAGCGGCGGCGAAUGCAGGGGCUGAACACCGCCUUCGACCGGCUGCGCAGGGUGGUGCCGCAGUGGGGCCAGGACAAGAAGCUGUCCAAGUACGAGACGCUGCAGAUGGCGCUCAGCUACAUCGUGGCCCUGACGCGCAUCCUGGCGGAGGCCGAGCGCUUCGCCUCCCAGCCGGACUGGGUCGGGCUACACUGCGAGCACCUGGGCCCCGAGCACCGCUACCUGCCGUUCCCCGGCGCCAAGCUCCCAGCCCAGGCCGAGCCCUACAGCCAGAGGCUUUUCGGCUUCCAGCCGGAGCCCUUCCCCAUGGCCAGCUAGGGGGCCCUCAUGGCCAGCCAGGGCUCCCCAAUUCCAGCUAGGGGCUCCCCAUGGCCAUCCAGGGCUCCCCAAUUCCAGCUAGGGGCUCCCCGUGGCAAGCUAGAGACUCCCCAUGGCCAGCUAGGGGCUCCUCAUG
Nannospalax galili (Upper Galilee mountains blind mole rat) is the source of this 592-nucleotide messenger RNA. RefSeq names its product atonal bHLH transcription factor 7 (gene Atoh7). The coding region runs from base 1 to 456 and encodes 151 amino acids. The record is from RefSeq and is a predicted model, not a curated record. Lineage: Eukaryota; Metazoa; Chordata; Mammalia; Rodentia; Spalacidae. The transcript has a single exon. Gene Ontology annotation, molecular function: protein dimerization activity.